Molecule: messenger RNA, 1217 nt
Organism: Brassicogethes aeneus
Lineage: Eukaryota; Metazoa; Arthropoda; Insecta; Coleoptera; Nitidulidae
Source: the annotation of a GenBank genome assembly
GGUUUCCGUAUUUCACAUAUCGCGCAGGCAAUUUUUAAUUUUUCAGUAAAAUUUGCGGCAACACAUCUUAUCUUGAUAACGAUGAACUAAAGUAUUGAUAAAUCAUUUAAUAAAUUGCAAUCAAAAUGAAUGGAAACAACAAUACUUUGGAUAGAAUUCAGAAGGAAAUUAAGGAGAGUCUUGAGCGGGAUAACGAGUUACGGAAACUGUACAAUGGAAAAGUGGAAAAUAAUGAAACUAACAACAAUGAAGUCAUUUUCAACGGAAAUGGUACGACAAACGGGGUUUCAAGUGGCAUAACCAACGGUGUUUCACCCCUUAAGCAAGUCCAAAAAACGAAUGGUGUGAGAUUAUUUACCCAAAAUACCAACCCAACCCGGGGCCUUAUGAAAACUUUUUUUAAAACAAGGGGCAAAGUUAAUGCAGUAACGAAAUUUUCAUCAUCAUUAAAUAAAAUGUGGACGCCCGAAGACUAUUUUAAUCCCACUAAAGUAAAUUUGGAAAAAGGGAAGCCAAUUAGAAAAGGUUUUGUGUCUGCAGAAGAAAAAAUGAAGCAAGAACUAAUGGAUUUCAAAAAACGAGAGGAAGAUUUAAGAAGAGAAAGAAGAAAAUCACAACCCGACAUAAUGGCCGCCCUUUCUCUAGAAGAGGAACUGGACGAAGCCCAUCUCGCAGAAAAGCACACGUUUCCGCUGAAAUCCGCGAAGUCCCUUUCGAACCUGUACAGCGACUCGGAAGACGUGUUCCAGGACUCGGCCUUUUCCGCCCCGUGCAGUCUGAAACCGUCGUCUCGCAACGGCAGCGGCAGCGCCGCCCUUCUCUGUGAUAUGCUCGACUACAGAGACGAAAUACCCGGCACGCAUUCCCUAAUCAAGCAAUUCGAAAACCUAAAAAGUCAAGACAGAACCUAACGUUCAAACCCAUGUGAUAUGUAAGCCGUCCAUUUUAAAUUAGCCAAUCGGUUUAAUGCAAAAUAAAAUUGAUUUUAUUUUUGUGUUAUAAAUUGAUUGGGUGCGUUUUUAGCAAACCAAAAUCGUACUAUGUAUUUAAUGUUUUUAAAUAAUUUUAGCAAAUACCAAACAAUUUGUACUUUACAUUGGAUAAGAAAAUUUACAGCUUAAAUCAGUACAAAUCUUGCCUUUAACAAGUUCCUUAAAUUUAAUAGAAAGAACACAUUUAUUUUUUGUGUACAGGGUAAACUUACAAUUUUGCAGCUU